AUAUAUCACGCGACAUUUCGACUUGUACGUUACGUUCUUAAUGAAUUUAGAGCUUCUAGAAGCGUUUCAUCAGAACUAUCCAGAGGCUGCAGAUGGUUACCUAGAACGGAUUAAAAAAGAUGAUGGGAGUAAAGACGCUGGCUGCGCCACUUAUGCAAUAACAUUGCAGUUCAAUAGAGUUGGAAGUCUCUUAGCUAUUGGAUGCAAUGAUGGAAGAAUAGAAAUUUGGGACCAUGUCACAAGACGUAUCUCCAAAGUUCUGGUAGCACAUGCACACCCAGUUUGUUCCCUAAGUUGGAGUAGAGACAGCAAAAAGCUUCUUAGUGCUUCCACUGACAAUACAGUCUCUAUUUGGAAUGUACUAUCGAGUGCUUGUGAGCAAACAUUUCAAUUUCCUUGUCCUGUGAUGAAGGUUCAAUUCAAUGCAAGGAAACCAGAUCAACUACUUGUUUGUCCGAUGCGACAUGCCCCAGUAGUUAUCAGCGUUCCAAGUGGUGCCCCAACUAUUAUACAACCAGAAGAUGAAAAUGACCUUAGUAUUGUUGCAUCAUAUGAUCGUCGUGGUCGUUAUAUUUAUACUGGGAACUCAAAAGGCAAAGUUUGUAUAUAUGAAACGAAAGAUUUCCAGUUGAUCAGCUCAUUUAAAUCAACGUCAGCAGCGAAUGCUGCCAUUAAAUCGAUAGAAUUCGCUAGACGUGGAGAAUAUUUCCUACUUAAUUGUGCUGAUCGAGUUAUUCGAGUGUAUAACUGUGAAGAUGCAUUAAACGCAAAUGUGACGGAUCCGGAGCCGAUAAAAAAAUUGAAGGAUCUUGUAACUGGGAGUCAUUGGAGAAAAUGUUGUUUCUCCGGUGAUGGUGAAUACAUUUGCGCUGGUUCAAUGAAACAACAUUCUAUUUAUUUAUGGGAACGUGCUAGUGGAACUUUAGUAAAAAUUUUACAUGGUCAAAAAGGUGAAACAUUAUUAGAUGUUGUUUGGCAUCCUUUACGACCAAUUAUUGUUUCUAUAUCGAAUUCAGUGACUAAAGAACAAGUAUCUAUAUGGGCCCAAACACAAGUGCAAAACUGGUCAGCUUUCGCCCCAGACUUUAAAGAGCUCGAUGAAAAUGUGGAAUAUGAAGAAAGAGAAUCGGAAUUCGAUGUUGAAGAUGAAGACAAAAUGAUUGAAGAGAACAAAAACUCAAUCUCUUUGAAAUCAUUGCAUACAAAAUGUUAUAAUGAUGAAGAAGAGGAUGUAGAAAUCGAUAUUGAAACUAUGGAACCGGUACAAGCUCUAUUAAGCAGUGAUGAAGAUGGAGAAUGUGAAGAUAUUCUGAUGUAUUUAUCCAUUUCACCAGAAGUGGAUAAUCCAGAUGAUUUAUCUGGUGGAGAAGAAUCUGUCAGUACACAGAAUUCUGAACGACCAACAACUGGUUUAUCAAGUAGAAAACGUCCUGAUUCUCCAUCGAUUCAAUCCAAUGGACCAUUAUCGAAACAUUCAAAAUCAUUAGAUCAAACUCAUUCUAUACCACCAACAGUUUCGAUUCAUUUACCCGGUGCACAAAGUGAUGAGGUUCAUCCACUUGUUGGUAGCCGUAAACCAUCAGUUAAAUCUAUCUCAGGUACAAAUCAUCAUCAUCAUCACGAUUCAUCAACCAAACUUACCAAUCAAUCAUCAUUAACUAAUUCAACAACAUAUGGAUUAAAUAAUUCACGCAAAAAUAAUACACGUCAACGUGAUCGUGUAAAAUCAAGGAAAUGAGUAUUAUUCAUUUCUAUAUAACAUUGUUAUAUUUGUAUAUUGAAUACAGCUUUCUCUCUAUUUAUAUGAUUGAAAUGUAGUAUGUUUCGUUAGUGAUUCUUACGACUCGACUUACAUGCUUAUUUCGAUACAUUUCUAAACUGUUCAAAUUCUUCAUGUACAUUAUUAUUAUAGGCCCUUAAAUAUAUAUAUCGCUUAUAAA
Molecule: messenger RNA, 1940 nt
Organism: Schistosoma guineensis
Lineage: Eukaryota; Metazoa; Platyhelminthes; Trematoda; Strigeidida; Schistosomatidae
Source: the annotation of a GenBank genome assembly